AUGGCCGGUAUGACUAUUGAGCCGGGCCUCCAUUUUGGGCCCGAUAGACCUGGCCCAAUGCCCCAGAGAUUCAAGCCAGUGUCAGUACCCUCUCCCAUCCCCAUCUGGCGCCAUCUGAAGCUGACAUGGCGCUUUAGCAUUCUCGCCAUCGACGUGGGAACCGAGUCCACCCGUGUGACGCUCUGCUACCAUGACGGAGUCAAGGAUGUCUUCGUCGAUGUUCCCGGCCCGAACGGUCCCAAGGGCCCCAAUGGCUACGAGUUCCCUGGAGUCACCAGCCUUCCGGGUAACCUCAGUGACGAUGGUUCUGGCCUAGGUGUCGAGCGCACCAUUCCGACCAAGUACUUAAUCUACCAGUUUGCCAAGUCUUCAACUUCCCUCCAGGAAACCACCAACAUCACCAUUCCCGAGAAAAUAGCCGACCGCAUUCAAACCACCUUCCUGAACGUGAUGAAGAGCGGAGAGGUCCUCUGGAGAUUCCAGGUUCUCGAGAAGAUACUCCCCCUCAUUGAGGAGUACUUCACGAAAAUCGGCACCGCGGUGGCAUCGUUCUGCCAGGAGCACGGAUACAUCGUUACGAGCGUCGUCGCUACCCAUCCGCACCGCGAUAACACGGCUCUGCAAGAGAUUUAUCGAAAAAUCCUCCGAGCCAUGUCUCCUACCGCGCCGAAAUGGAUGAACGCCUUCAGCUUGGUUGAAGAGACCCAUGCCUUGGGCCACUACCUGCUCCACCACCCUAUCCGUUGGACCAAAAUGGAUGGAGAGAUGCCUCAGCGGCUGCUCGUUCUUGACUUUGGUGCGCAUUGCCUGCGCGCAGUUGUCUUCCAUCUCAAGUGGACGACCUCAGAGGACGGCAGCUUCAAGAAACUCGACUUCUACUCCGUCGACACUGGUAUGGAGCAUCAAGACAUAAGCUCGCCCGACGCUUAUGGAGGCGUUGAUUAUCACGCCUACCUCAUCGAGCAGACUAUUCGAUCUGACAUUGGCGGAGAGAACAUGGCUCCAGACGAGGCUGACAAGCUUGAGACUAUUGUCAAGGCGAUGAUGACACACUUCCACGAGAAACACAAGGCGAGGGAGAUCGGCGAAGGAGUAUUUAAGCUGCGCGGCGCAAACUACACUUGGAAGUGCAACGUCAAUGACUCGCGGAAGCACUUCCGAAGCGCCUAUUUCAAUGCCUUGGUUACCAUAUAUCAGUACCUGGUCAACAUGUGUCGCCUCAAGGGAGGCCGGAAAGUUAAGACUGCCAUUGCUCUCACUGGUAGUAGCUUCAACAACAAAUCUGUCCUCAAGGUGGCCAACGACUUGAUUCAGCAGGUUACGGGUGGCGGAAAGUUGAGCUUCUUCCACGGCCACAGCCAGGCCGACUUCCCUUCGACUGCUACCGCCAGAGGCGCAGCCCUGGCAAAGAUGUAUCAGAAGACUGUCCGCCAGUUCUUGGAUGAAGGCGCUGCAUUCGCCCUUCAAAGCCAAUCCCCCACCGCGAUAGAGACUUCGCCUCUCCUCCUUCACAACGGGAAAUCCAACAAGGUCAAAGUCCGUAAGGGCACUCUGAGAAUGACUAUCGUCUGCAAGCCUCGCUAUGCUUCCGACGACGGCAACCACCACCGGCUCAAGGCCGAGGACGGCAACUACACCCUCUGUCAUCUGCCCAUAAUCGCCAACGGCUGGGUCAACGAGUACACGCUCAGUUACUCCGGUUCCGAGCCGCGACCGGGCGAGUUCCUGAUCCUCGACGUUACCUCGACGGGUGCUGGCGCCAUCCCCGGUCCGCUCUAUCGCCGCUUCAGGAUCCCUGUCCAUAUGGAUCCUGGUGGUAGAAUCCUGAAGAUGGACGCAGACUAUGAGUUGUAGCCUGACA
This is a messenger RNA of Colletotrichum phormii, 1861 nucleotides long. RefSeq lists its product as uncharacterized. Lineage: Eukaryota; Fungi; Ascomycota; Sordariomycetes; Glomerellales; Glomerellaceae. Bases 1 to 1854 code for a protein of 617 amino acids. The record is from RefSeq and is a predicted model, not a curated record. The transcript is spliced from 3 exons.